GGAGCGAAUCAGGGCAUAAUCGACGUUACCUAUUUUCCAGAUUCGCGAAUUGACCUCAGACUAUUUUAUCCUUUCCCGCUACAAAUAUACGACGACGCCAUGAUUGGAUAAAGCCACGCAGCUAACGCAAUAUCCACAGGCCACGUGAUCCCGCUAAUAUUAUUCACGGACAUAAUUGUAAAUUCAGCCAUCGAGUCCAAAUACAGAAGCCUCCAGCAGUAUACUCUACGCUAAGGUUCAGACCCACAAAAAAUAAAAAUAAAAAUAAAAACUCUAUGCUAAGGUGUACUGCACCUCCACCACUCUCACUGAGGAUGCUAUCGUCACCUUCACUGCGCUCCAUAACCCCUAACCCUAGAUUGCACCCCACCUCGUCAAUUUCCGAACCGUCUAAUCGCCAUCCUCAACUGUUCUUUAACCCCGUCAGGAUUUCACUCUGUGAUUCUCACGGCGUCCCUCAAAGCAUGACGCUCUCAAGGUGCUUCUCUGGCCAAACCAGUCCCGUCCCCAUUUCGAGCUCACCAGAAUCGAAUAACUCGGAUUCUCAAAUUCUCGUGGUGGUCUCCUUCUACAAGUUUGCUGAUUUUCCUGACCAUGCUCGUUUGCGGCAACCCUUGAAGCUGCUCUGCGAGGAACUGCGUGUUUCAGGUGGUAUCAUACUUGCACCAGAAGGCAUCAACGGCAGCAUAUGUGGGACCCGAGAAUCAGUGGAGAAAGUUCUUGCGUUCAUUCAAAGCGAUGACCGCCUCAAGGAACUACGAAGAGUGGAAUCACCUGUGAGCCCCGAGGAGGAAGCAAUCCAUCAUGGACACACUAGCUGUUCUCCUCUGGCAGCAGGGGAAGAUGCACCCUUCAGAUGGGAUCAUGUGAGGGUCAAGUUGAAGAAGGAGAUUGUUAGUCUUGGAAUGCCGGCUGUAUCGCCAAUUGAGAAGGUUGGAAAGUAUGUGAGUCCAAGGGAUUGGAAUGCAUUGAUUAGUGAUCCAGAUACAGUAGUUAUUGAUGUGCGCAAUAAUUAUGAAACUAGAAUAGGGAAGUUCAAGGGAGCAGUUGAUCCUCAUACUAGAGCAUUCCGGGAGUUCCCCUCUUGGGUAGAGGAUGAGUUUCAACCUUCGGAACCUGAGAACGGGCAUUCAGAAGUGGAAGUCUAUGGUGCAAAUGGAAGCACCGAAAACCAGCUAGAGAUCUCAAAACCAAAAACACCUCAGCGAGUUGCCAUGUACUGUACUGGGGGCAUUAGAUGCGAGAAAGCUUCAAGUUUUCUCCUUAGCAAAGGUUUCGAAGAGGUUUAUCAUCUAGAAGGUGGAAUUCUGAAGUAUCUUGAGGAAGUUCCAGAGACAGAGAGCCUGUGGGAGGGAGAGUGCUUUGUCUUUGACAAGAGGGUAUCAGUUGAGCAUGGGUUCGCACAGGGAACUCACAAGUUAUGCUAUGGUUGUAAGCAACCAGUCAGUGAUGCUGAUAUGGAGUCUCCUCAGUGGGAAUAUGGAGUUUCUUGUCCGUACUGUUACUCGUCAAAAUCUGAUGAAGAGAAGGAGAGGGCAAGAGCUCGACAAAGACAAUUUGAGACAUGGGGGGUAAUCGGCGGCCCAGACAAGGGGCGUAAACUGGAUAGUGUCAAGCAGAGCAGUACUCAAUUCCCAAAUUCAAUUUAAAUAGGGACUUAGGACAAAAAGAAUGUUUUGAAAAUAUGAGUUCUAGUUCUAUAUCUUCUUGACUGUUUUUGACUAGGGAUACAAUUUAUGGAAAUGUUGAAUGAUAUAAGUCAGGCCUUGAGAACACUUUGUGUUUUGUUUCGGCUCAGGCUUAGCCUGCAUUUGAAGUGUUGCAAUGCAAUUCUCCACAUUUAGCUCUCUGUUUUUAAGUUUGCUUAACGCCUUCAAACAGAAUUUUACAAGGUCAAAUUAAUUCCUAAAAAUUGGGAAAAAAAAAAGAACAAAAAGAAAAUAAAUAAUUUUACCUGAUAAAGGAAAAUAAAGAAAAUGUUAUACAUUUAUAAUAUUUAACAGGCUAGCGAUUAGCAGGGUCCCACGAAAUGAGAAUAAUCCAACGGCAGAUAAUCAAUGAUCAGAAUAGUCGACGGCAGCAGAUGAAUGACUGUUACAGCGAAUGCAGAAUUUAUUAUUUACACACGAAACCCACCAUUGAUUUGACAGAUUGUGCGAACUGAGGAACAAAGAUUCGAGCAUUAAUUGGGUGAUUUUAGGGUUAGGGCUGAGAAUUGAGGAUUGAGGAGUGAGGAGUGUGGACGACUCAAAAAUCAGAGGAGAGUAAUGGCGGGUGAAUUGAGUGCUUUCAGGUUCAUGAAGUCAAGGCAUCGUCCCCAUACCACUGAUCUUCAAGCCGCUGCCGGGUGGGGUAUCGCCGCCGUCACCGGUGCUCUUUGGCUCGUCCAGCCAUUUGAUUGGCUGAGGAAGACCUUUUUGGAGAAGCCGGAGCCUGAAGACAAGUGAAAAUGGAAUUGAACAUUCUGGUAAAACUCUGUUUGAUGAGACUGAUGACCAUAUGGGAAAUGUUGUUUUGAUGAGACUACAAUGGAUAGAGUUUGUGCGAAUAAUAAUCGUCUAGUUUUCGUACUUGAUUUAAUUGUUAAUUACAUGCAAACCCUUUCUUUGCACUAAU
Messenger RNA from Prunus persica (peach), 2616 nucleotides. RefSeq names its product rhodanese-like domain-containing protein 7. The record is from RefSeq and is a predicted model, not a curated record. The transcript is spliced from 6 exons. The coding region runs from base 276 to 1649 and encodes 457 amino acids. Lineage: Eukaryota; Viridiplantae; Streptophyta; Magnoliopsida; Rosales; Rosaceae.